Oncorhynchus gorbuscha (pink salmon) is the source of this 2894-nucleotide messenger RNA. Its product is annotated as delta-type opioid receptor-like. Gene Ontology annotation, molecular function: morphine receptor activity; neuropeptide binding; G-protein alpha-subunit binding. Bases 143 to 1294 code for a protein of 383 amino acids. Gene Ontology annotation, biological process: G protein-coupled opioid receptor signaling pathway; sensory perception of pain; neuropeptide signaling pathway. Gene Ontology annotation, cellular component: neuron projection; membrane. The transcript has 3 exons. NCBI's taxonomy places the organism in Eukaryota, Metazoa, Chordata, Actinopteri, Salmoniformes, Salmonidae. The record is from RefSeq and is a predicted model, not a curated record.
AGGUGAGAUAAUCGUUCCGGGAUUUCUUGUGCUGAGCGCCUCAGCACACACAGCUUCAGUGGACCUGCAACAAAAAGCGAUACAGCAAGUCGCGCCAGUGAUAGCCUACAUUUCAAAUCAGCACAUCAUUAUUCAGUGGACGAUGGGAAGCGGUGGCAACACAUCGGACAUUCCGUACUAUUUCUCACAUUUUGCCAUGAUGAACAAUAGUGUUUUUUGUCGGAACUUCAGCGAUAACGUGAGUGUAGAGGCCAAAUGUGAGAGAACAGACAACCUAGCCAAAGACUCGACACCAGUGAUCAUCGCGAUUAUAAUCACGACUCUUUACUCUAUCGUGUGUGUGCUUGGUCUGGUGGGGAACGUACUCGUCAUGUAUGUCAUUAUCAGAUACACUAAAAUGAAAACCGCCACAAAUAUCUACAUCUUCAACCUGGCCUUGGCUGAUGCACUAGCCACCAGUACACUGCCCUUCCAGAGUGUCAACUUCCUGAUGGGGACUUGGCCGUUUGGAGACAUUCUGUGCAAGAUAGUGAUAUCCAUCGACUACUACAACAUGUUCACCAGUAUCUUCACAUUGACCACCAUGAGUAUUGACCGUUACAUUGCAGUGUGCCACCCCGUCAAGGCCUUAGACUUCCGCACGCCCCGUAACGCAAAGAUUGUCAACGUGUGCAACUGGAUCCUGUCCUCUGCCAUCGGUCUGCCUGUCAUGUUCACCGCCUUAACUACUGUAACUGAUAAUGGCAAGUAUGACAGAUUCAUCGACUGCACUUUGAUCUUCCCACACCCAUCCUGGUACUGGGAGAAUCUCCUGAAAAUCUGCGUCUUCAUCUUUGCCUUCAUCAUCCCAGUCCUCAUCAUUACUGUAUGCUACGGGCUAAUGAUCUUGCGCCUGAAGAGUGUGCGCAUGUUGUCCGGCUCCAAGGAGAAGGACCGCAACCUGCGGCGCAUCACCCGCAUGGUCCUGGUGGUGGUGGCCGUCUUCAUCAUCUGUUGGACGCCCAUCCACAUCUACGUCAUCAUCAAAGCCCUUAUCAACAUCCCCAACUCCCUGCUGCAGUCCGUCACCUGGCACUUCUGCAUCGCUCUGGGCUACACCAACAGCUGCCUGAAUCCCGUCCUCUACGCCUUCCUGGACGAGAACUUCAAGCGCUGCUUCCGCGAGUUCUGCAUCCCCCUGAGUCCCUCUGUGCUGGAGCUGCAGAAUUCUUCUCGUACCCGCCCCCACCAGCAGCACCAGCGCGAUCAGCACUCCAGCGCCAACAGGGUGGAGAGGUCCAAUCAACAGGUAUGACUAGGUAUGGAGAUGUUGUCUUUGGACUCACGCUACCAGCCUAACGAUGACAUGAGCUCGGAAGUCACCCAGGUAACCACAGUGCUCUGACACAAAGCUCUGACACAUGAUGCGCCAGGAUACUGAAGUGCUUCGUAGCACAAGCAUCGAUCGUACUGUCGCCUCUUUCUGGAGAGGCUGACAAGUAUUUGAAUGCAGAAUGACACUCUUUAUAAAGCCUUCUGUCAGGUAGCAUUAUUAAAAUGUUGAACAUUAGGCAGAACACUGAAAUGAAGACACAUCAACUAUUAUGUACACAGUAUCUUUGUAGACUGGUAUAUUGAACAUACUGUAAUAUGAUAAUGUUCUGUGGUCAACAUCAUUCACAAUUAGAAACUCUUGAUUGAGAGCACUUAUUUCAAGACACUAAUUCAAGAAGAUUGUUAUUCAAGGGUCAAGCGGCGAUUCAAAAAAACAAGGCGGCCACCCCACCACUUGUUUUGGUAAACAGCUGAGAGAUGGGACUGGAGGAAUGUUACCACUGUCAAAUUGAUAGACAGAGCUAUGGAUGCAAGAACUGACCAUCCAUGAGAUCAAAAUGAUCUGUUUGUUUGUUUCCAGAGUCAAUGGCUUUAUAUUAUUCAUUUUAAAGUCAGAAAAUGGAUGUAGCCUACCAAUCUGCUUUACAUCUACUGUAUGUAUAGCAGCUUUUAUAUACUGUAUGUUCUGUACUAAAUUGUUAUUUAUUAUAUGUGUAUAUGAUGUGCAAGUGGUUUGGGAACUAUCAAAUGAAUGAAUUGUAUUGUAUUUCCGUGUCAAAUCGGCAGUUGGCAACCCAUCCCUUACUGGAUUUACUGACGCAUAGGCAAACAUUACAAUGAUUCACAGUGAUUAUUUAGUGAUAAUUCUUCCAGUGUUCUGUGCAGUGUGCACUGCAUAAAGAAUGAAAAAUGAAUAAUAAUAAAUAAGGUUUUUCAAGCAAUAAUAAUAACAACCCUAGAGCUGUAAAAUAUAAAACAAAUUAUUAACAAAAGAAAUACAGCAAAUGGCAUUUAAACCCGGUCUGGCACAAAGAGAAUAUUUAAAUCAAAUCUAAUUUUAUUUGUCACAUGCACCAAAUUCAACAGGUGUUCAUCUUACUGUGAAAUGCUUACUUACAAGCCCUUCUAUUGUGAGUGAUAUACACAAUCUAUAUACAUAUUUGUACUUUGAAUUUAAUUCUGUCACCCUUUUUCUUUUAUUCCCAGCUUUAUAAAACAAAAUCUGCAAACAGAAAUACACAACAGACAAAAAACUAUUUCAGUUUCUCUUCAUCCCUCAGCCACAUAAUGCCAGGGUAGAUUUGGUGGAAUUUCUGAAAGCGUAUAUUGUGGUAGAAAGGACAAUAGAGGAUAAAAUUAAUUGAGUUCUCUCUUCGAGGUCACAAUAGUUACAUAGUGUCUCCGCUUCCAUUUCACCACAAACCGACCUGUUUCAAUACACUUAGACAAUAUCCCUUAUAUUACCUGUUUCAAUACACAGAGACAAUAUCACUGAUCUUACCUGUUUCAAUACACAGAGACAAUAUCCCUGAUCUUACCUGUUUCAAUACACAGAGACAAUAUCCCUUAUAUUACCUGUU